UUCAGCUUUUCAGCGAUGGCGUCUUCUGAUCUGAGACAGGAGCUGGACUGUUCCAUCUGUCUGAGCAUUUAUACAGAUCCUGUAAACCUGAGAUGUGGACACAACUACUGCCGGGUCUGUAUUGAUCGUGUGUUGAACACACAGGUGGGGUCUGGAGGUUAUUCCUGUCCUCAGUGCAGAGAAGAGUUCCGGGAUCGGCCUGUACUGCACAGGAACAUAACACUACGUAACAUAGUGGAGACUUUCCGAUCUACUCAGCCAGAUAAGAAGGAGACUGGAAUCUUCUGUAUACAAUGUAUUCACUCUCCUGUACCUGCUGUUAAAUCCUGUCUGAUGUGUGAAGCUUCUCUAUGUAAUGAUCACCUGAGAGUCCACAGCAAGGCACCAGAACAUGUUCUAACUGAUCCCACCACUUCCAUGGAGAACAGAAAAUGUUCCAUCCAUAAGAAGAUACUGGAGUAUUACUGUACUGAGGACUCUGCCUGUAUCUGUGUGUCCUGCAGGCUGGACGGAGAACACCGGGGACACAAAGUGGAGACUUUGGAUGAGGCUACUGAGAAUAAAAAACAGAAACUGAGAAAUGUUCUGCAGAAACUGAUUGCUAAAAGAAAGGAGAUUGAGAAAAGAGUCCGGAGUCUGCAUGAACGUAAGGGAAGAGUACAAGAAAGAGCAGCUGGUGAACGAGAGAGAGUCACUGCCCUGUUCAAAGAGCUCAGGAGACAUCUGGAAGACCUAGAGAAGAGAGUCCGGAGGAACAUCUCCAGCCAGGAAGAGCGGAUCUCCCUCUCAUUUUCUGAUUUGAUUGAUCAGCUGGAAAUAAAGAAGGAGGAUCUGUCCAGGAAGAUGGAGGACAUUGAGGAGCUGUGUAACAUGACUGACCCACUGACUGUCCUACAGGAAUCAGACACAGGGGUCUUGUGUGAUACUGAGGAGGGAGAUAAUGAGGACAGAGAGAGACAUGAUAGACUCCUCCAUGAUGGAGGGGAUCUGGAUGUGUCUGGAAUCUCACACACAUUACACACAGGGUUAUCUGAGAUGAUAAAAGAGGUAAAUGUAUUCUUCAAUAUACAGGAAGCUUCAGACAUAUUACUGGAUGUGAACACAGCUCAUAAUAAGCUACAGAUAUCAUAUGACAUGAAAACUGCAUCCAGGUCAUAUAUAAAGCAGAAUCGUCCAAAAACACCGCAGAGAUUUCAGGAUUAUAGUAAUGUAUUAAGUAGCAGGAGAUUUUCCUCGGGGCGACAUUACUGGGAAGUGGAUGUCAGUAAAUCAGAGUGGUGGAUGGUCGGGAUGUGUUAUCCCAGUAUAGAGAGGAGAGGAAAGAAGUCAGCUAUUGGAAAUAAUAAGAAGUCCUGGUGUUUUUGCAAAUAUAAUAAUCAGUAUUUCGUAAUACAUAACAGUAAAGAGAUCAGAAUAUCUCCCGAUCUCUCCAGUAACAGAGUCAGGAUCUCUCUGAAUUAUGAGGCCGGGCAGAUAUUCUUUUAUGAUCUGUGUGACCCGAUCAGACACCUCCACACCUUCACCACCACCUUCACUGAGCCCCUCCAUGCUGGGUUAGGUUUGGGGAAAGGUCAUGUGACUAUAUCUGGGGAAGGGGGACUGUGAGGAAUUAUAAUACAGCAGGAAAUCUGCCCAGAAUCUGCUGACAAUACAGAAAUCUGAAUCUCGUUCCCAACACCAAAUUCUUGGCACUAACAGAUCCCAGCAUUGGGGAGUGUAUGGUGAUCACUUCCAGUGCUCAGUAAUAUGAAUGAGAGUUUUCUGGGGCUUAUUUAGUUUUCAGGGGUUAAAAGAAGGAAAUUAAGAUAAAGGGUUAAGUGUUAACUAUUUGAUGGAAGUCUUAAAAUUUAUCCAAAUCCAAACACAUAAAUCUCAUACAGUGUAGUCCUUACAUUUUUCCCUUUAAUUUCACUUGGUAAUCCUGCCAGGAACAUACUCCCUGUCCUACGGUGACAACUCUCACUCUCUGCAAUGUAUCUAUAGAGAAGAAAUGUUGUCACUCUAGGAAGUGUUAGGACUACUUAACGCCUUCAUGUCCAAAACAUGGGGGAGUUGUUCUGUAAAUCACAGGUGAACAGAGACACUCCUGGUAUUGAUCACAGAAUAUGAGACAAUGUGAAAGGAGUGUGUCCUCCCCAUGGAGCGCUGACCACCAGCAGAUACAAAUGUAACUUCCACUGACCGCACUUCCCUAUGAUGUGUGUUAUGGAUUGUUUUAGCUCUGUCAUAUUUCCUGUAUACUUUUAUACCGGUUCUGUAACAUUUCUAUCAUGUCUGUCAGAGAGGAUGAACACCUGGGGGGGUGCUACAUAGGAAGCAAGCCGAUAGUAGACAUGUGCAAUUUUGUUUUUUAACACAUUUCGACAAAUUAGAAAAUAUCCGAAGUAACGAAAAUCUGUUUAACAAAUUUUUCCGAAUAUUCUUAGAUUUGAAUAUUCGAAAAUCCCAAAUUUCGGAAAUCCGAAAA
This is a messenger RNA of Rana temporaria (common frog), 2467 nucleotides long. RefSeq names its product E3 ubiquitin-protein ligase TRIM39-like. The record is from RefSeq and is a predicted model, not a curated record. The coding region runs from base 16 to 1605 and encodes 529 amino acids. The transcript has a single exon. Lineage: Eukaryota; Metazoa; Chordata; Amphibia; Anura; Ranidae. Gene Ontology annotation, molecular function: protein binding; zinc ion binding.